Messenger RNA from Nezara viridula (southern green stink bug), 282 nucleotides. NCBI's taxonomy places the organism in Eukaryota, Metazoa, Arthropoda, Insecta, Hemiptera, Pentatomidae. The record is from the annotation of a GenBank genome assembly.
AUGAAUGGCGCCAUUCACGAUCUACAAAGGUUUAUUGUAUUUUUAUUGUCGUCGGAAGUUUCAAUAACCCUAAACAGCACUCGAAGAAGUAUUGGAAGUUUUGAGAAUAAAAUACUCUGCUUGAUAAGCAUAAUGAUCUGGGAUCGAAGAACUAGAGCUUGGAAGAGAAGGCCCAAUAAAGAACUGCUUACUGGUAAAUUAAUAUCUAAUCAUAUGAAGAAGACAAAGAUGGCUUGGGUGUGUAGCUCAAAGCCAUCCACCAAGAAGGCUGUACACAAUUAA